ACUGCACUGGAAUGGCCUUGAAUGAAUAGUAAAGAAUAAAAGAACCGUUAGAAUUGUCAGCUCUGCCUUCUCUGCAUUGUUUGAUGAUCAGUAAGCAAGUGAACGUCAUAAAAAUCGGUUGUGUUACCUUCUUCGGAACUAAAAAUGUUUUACUUAAUAAAGUGCGGAAAGUUGUACGUUUUUGAGAAAAAGAAAUGUAAAAUAAUAUCAAAAAACAUUUGUUUAACAAAAAUAAAUGGAGCUACUUUUGAAGCAGAAAUUAUUAAUUCCAGUGAAUCAAAAGAACUUCUCGAAGGCCUAUGCAAAAAGAUGAAUGAGGCGUUAUACAAGGCCAAGAGCAAAACCUCUGAUGGUGGCGUUAACAAAGAAAACAUUCAAAAAGAUUCUGUUAAACAAAAAUUGUCUUACAGCAGUGAAGUAAAUAAUAAUGAAGUGGAACUUUAUAAAGAAUUAGAGGGACUAACCUCUGAUGGUGGCGUUAACAAAGAAAACAUUCAAAAAGAUUCUGUUAAACAAAAAUUGUCUUACAGCAGUGAAGUAAAUAAUAAUGAAGUGGAACUUUAUAAAGAAUUAGUGGGCCAAACCUCUGAUGGUGGCGUUAACAAAGAAAACAUUCAAAAAGAUUCUGUUAAACAAAAAUUGUCUUACAGCAGUGAAGUAAAUAAUAAUGAAGUGGAACUUUAUAAAGAAUUAGUGGGCCAAACCUCUGAUGGUGGCGUUAACAAAGAAAACAUUCAAAAAGAUUUUGAGGCGAUUGGAGCAGAUGGCUUCGACCCCAUUCUGACAGGUGAACUUUAUGAGAAAGAUAAUUGUGCACAAGACAUCGAAAAUGAAGCUGAACCUUUUGAGGAUUCUGGAUCCGAAUACAUCGACGAAAAUGAGUCUGAAAAGUCAAAAGAGGAAAUAGUUGAGUCGCAGCCAAAUCGAAAACGCCGCAGUACAUCUCCUUUUGGAAAGACACAACGCAUUCGUUGGUCGCCACCUGAGCGAAAAGAGAUGGAAGAGGCUUUCGGCAAUUUCAAAUCGUUGAAAAGAUUACCUAGUUUGGCAGAGUGCAAUAGGGUUAUUGCUGCAUCUCAAUAUUUAAAGCGUCGUACUCCAGCACAGCUUAAGUCAUGGAUUGACAAUCAGCGAAAGGCUGAGUCAAGAAAAAAAUCAAAAUAAUUUUAUAAAAAGAAUUGCAUUACGGAAAUGCUAAAACAAAAAUUAGU
Molecule: messenger RNA, 1211 nt
Organism: Scaptodrosophila lebanonensis
Lineage: Eukaryota; Metazoa; Arthropoda; Insecta; Diptera; Drosophilidae
Exons: 13
Coding region: 145-1164 (339 amino acids)
Source: RefSeq, a predicted model, not a curated record